This is a messenger RNA of Triticum turgidum subsp. durum (durum wheat), 933 nucleotides long. The record is from the annotation of a GenBank genome assembly. Lineage: Eukaryota; Viridiplantae; Streptophyta; Magnoliopsida; Poales; Poaceae.
AUGGCGUGCCUAGCAACUCUAGCUAAUGCCGUUCGUCGGAGUAGGAAGCGGAGGAUGGAGCCGCUCUACUGCUGCUGGAGGAAGGGUGGCGGCAGCGAGCAACACCCGCCGUCGAUGAUGGAGAUGUCUCUGGUGCUGCAUGAGGAAGUGUGGCGCAGCUCCGGUGUUGGUCGAGGAAGAGGGAUGCGGCUCUCGUUCUGCCGUAGCAAGCGCCGCUGUAUUGGGCGCGUUGGGAAGAUCUUGGCGGCCCUUACCGUGUUCUUCCCGGUCGACGAGGAGGCCCGGCGCUACACUGCCUCCCCGACAUCUCUCAAGACCCUUGUCUCGGUGCUCUCCCACGGUGACCUUGCCGCAUGGGCCAGCGCCGCCAUCGUCCUCCACAAGCUCGCCUCGUCCCCCGACUGGCACACCGUCGACGUCAUCUCGAGGACGCCCGGUGUGUGCAGCGCACUCGUCGGCCUCGUCAGGAAACCCAUGUCCCCGCAGGCCAACAAGGCCGCGCUCAUCACGGCCUACUACCUCGUCUUCGGCAGCAACCGCGCGGCCGCCAGCUUCGCCGAGCUAGGGCAGUGCUCGUCUUUGUGGAGCUCGUCCUGGAUGCUGACAAGAGGACGAGCGAGAAGGCACUGGCCGUGCUGGACGGCGUCUUGUGCUGACACCGGCCUUGAGUCCGUGCGUGCGCACACGCUGGUCGUGCCGUGCUGGUCAAGAAGAUGUUGCGUCUCUGCGCUCUGGCGCCUCUGCUGUGCCGCGGACACUGGCGCCGGCGCGUGCUGCGACGAGGCGCUGCGUGUGGGCACCUUCAAGAAGCUGCUCCAGGUGGGCUGCGGCGGCGUGACCAAAGAUCGGGCCAACGAGCUGCUCAAUGGUUUCAGGGGCAGCGUAGAGUGCAUCGAGACGGUGGACUUCAGGGGGCUCAAGAGGCCAUUUUGA